CUUCAACUUUCGAUCCUGUCUUUGUUCUUCUCAAAUCCCAUCCGACCAACCACUCUCCGCUCCCCGUUUCACUCAACAUCUCGCUGCCAUCGCGUCUCGAGUGCUGCGACCGCCCCCUGAUUCCUCGUCUGUUCUCGUCUUGAUCACAAACUGUGUCCGCCAUCAUCACCAUCCCCUCCCGAGGGCGCCAUUGAUACCAGUCCGAUCGAAGUGACGCCCCGCUCCGCUGCUGCCCAAGUGACAGCUCUGCUGGUCCCCAGCGCUUCCUUCGCGAUCCCCUCUGCUGUCGACGGUGGCGCGCAAACCACCGCGGAAGGACUUCUGUUGCGCGGUUUCAUGUCCUCUUCAGCCCGGCCAACUGCCAUCCCGCCAUCUCCAACUUCUCCGUCUGAAUCAGGUCUCAAGCGACGGCGCCUGUCUGACAAUCUUCCGCAAUCUCCUAUCUCUCCUUCGUUUAUGUCAGUCGCUACAAAGAGCUAUGUCUCCUCUUACGGAAAUACACAUAAUCCCGACGAGGCUUCGGGGCGCUCGUCUCCGAACUCACCAAAGGCUUCAGCACCGCGUAGUCAACAACCGUUGUCCCGUCCCAUGCCGUCCUUGCCGACCCCUGCGCACAGUGUAACGGGCACUUCCUCUGGUUUCGACAUGGCUGAUGAUAUCGAUCAACAUCGGGAUAAGCGGCCAAGACUUGAUGCGGAUAGGGAUCAAGAGGCGGAUCAAAUGGAGGUAGAACCCCUUAGAGAGGCCACAAAUCAUGAUCGGAACGAUGAGAUGGAAAUAGACGGCGAAAAACUUAGCAAGGGAAAAAGCGCCGAGCUCCCAGAACAUGAGCAGGAUGCAGAGCUAAUGGUGGAUGAGAAGACCCUGGAGCAACUACAGAAAGAUAUGGGCGAAGCCUUUCUUCUCUGCACAUCCAAAGUUGAGCGCCAGAAACCGAACCCGCAGCAGCAUUUGUUGGCAUUGUAUGGGCUGGGCCCACUGCUCCACAGCGUCGCUCGCACCGACCCAAGGACUGGUGAGAAAAUCAACAAGCUACGGAAAUCGUACGAAGGUCAAAUCAAGGGCUUCGCGUUGGCUGGACGGAACAAACCUGUCAAGGGCGAGCGCAACGUGGAAGAAGAUGAACCCGGGCCGUUACGGCGCAUGGCUGGAUCGUCUCCUUGGGGUCUUCAACCGGAUGAGCAGUGGAACGCAGAGCAUACGAAAGAACCCCCUCAAGUUACGAUAGAUUUUACUGCCGAGUUGAAAAUGGCCAUGCAAAUGCAACCAGGGACAGUUCGCAAUAACGCUCACUGGGAGGAUGUACUCGGAUUCGACAAGCCGAAACCGAAUGUGGCUCCGGAACAACAGCCCACCCCUCGACCGAUGGCAAAUGGAGUGGUUCGGCCACCUCAACAGCCUUCGGCAGAAGCAAAACGACAGACUCGCGGGAAAAAGCGGAGUUAUGGUGAUGACAGUUUUGUCGGAUAUGGAGAGGGUUAUUCGGAUCCAGAAGAUGGUGAUGGUGACGAAUACGGCAGCCAGAGGAAACGGAAAAAGGUGACAGCCACGGAUUACUGAUGAGUCGAUCUGUGACUUACAGAGUCUCGCAUUCGAUUGGCACACCUCUUCCCCAUGGACAACACCGCUAGAUGCGGAAUGCGGUCCCCUUUAGCGGCCCUCCAUUCACGACAUCACCUUCAAAUGCAUAUUCUUUGCCAUAUUUUGCAUGCAUGGGAUGUUUCUAAGAUACCCUAAUGAGGACAGAUAGAGAGAUCAGAAAAAGGGACACGGACGAUGGGCGGCCAAAACUCGUGGAGGCGUUUCAGGGGGGCGUCGAUCUUGUCUUUGUUAUGCUAUUGCGAGCACUGGACGUUGGUCCGCAGGGAGGAUGGAGGGAGGAUAUCCAGUCUUUGCCCUGUUCUGGGAUGGUGAGAGACGGUACUUAGUACUCCUGUUAUUAUCUAUUCAGCGUCGACAAGACUCAAACUGCAAAGGGGAAAAUUUACCGGCGGCCUCCGGAUGACAUGGCAGGUUUGUUCACGCCUUGUGGCAUCGUCCUGAGGCGUGUUGUGUAUGAAGGAUCACGACCCUAAAUGAACCACACAUUCAUCGAAAAACUAUAUUAUCUUUGA
Messenger RNA from Cladophialophora immunda, 2114 nucleotides. RefSeq lists its product as uncharacterized. Lineage: Eukaryota; Fungi; Ascomycota; Eurotiomycetes; Chaetothyriales; Herpotrichiellaceae. Gene Ontology annotation, molecular function: transcription coregulator activity. Gene Ontology annotation, biological process: regulation of transcription by RNA polymerase II. The record is from RefSeq and is a predicted model, not a curated record. Gene Ontology annotation, cellular component: mediator complex. The transcript has 2 exons. Bases 337 to 1560 code for a protein of 407 amino acids.